This is a messenger RNA of Eriocheir sinensis (Chinese mitten crab), 7259 nucleotides long. RefSeq names its product muskelin-like (gene muskelin). Gene Ontology annotation, molecular function: protein binding. Gene Ontology annotation, cellular component: cytoplasm. The transcript is spliced from 17 exons. NCBI's taxonomy places the organism in Eukaryota, Metazoa, Arthropoda, Malacostraca, Decapoda, Varunidae. The coding region runs from base 231 to 2531 and encodes 766 amino acids. The record is from RefSeq and is a predicted model, not a curated record.
UGAGCAGAUUAGCAAGUAUGUUGAUGCAGUUAGUUAUUCAGCACUUCAGUUAAUAAGUCGAUCAUGUGUAGUAUUAACUGAUCACCUUGGCAAAUAAGUUUAUCUUAUAAAGCUGUUUAUGCCAUUUUGGAUAUAAGAUAAAAAAAAUGUUUGCUGAUCAUCUUAGUUUGAGCAACACAACUGCUGAUUAGCUUCAUCAGCUUCUCGGUCCCUGAGUCCCUCCUGGCCCCAUGUUGGCUGAGGACAAGAGGAAUACUGUUGUGUCAGACUGUAGAAAUAUACUUGAGGAUAAACCAAACAACCAAGCAUCACGUUGGUCUUCCGACUCUAACAAUCCACCGCAGUUCCUUAUCUUGAAGCUCGAAAGACCUGCUGUGCUCAAGACCAUAACAUUUGGCAAGUAUGAAAAAACACACGUAUGCAACAUUAAGAAGUUCCGCGUUUAUGGUGGCUUGUCUGAUGAUAAUAUGGUUCUCCUCCUGGAAAGUGGGCUGAAAAAUGACACAAUUCCUGAGACAUUCCUUUUGAAGCACACAGUGUCAGGUCAUCAAUUUCCUGUACGAUUUGUGAAAAUUGUUCCUCUACAGGUGGGCGUGCGACCAUCCAAAGGCAAGAAAGCUCAGCCAAGCACACAGUCCUGGGGGUCCACCUUCAACUUUAGCAUUUGGCACGUGGCUCUGGGUGGGUGUGAUGACUGGGCCAUUGUGCAGAAAUGCAUCAACUGGUACACAACAUACCGUGAACGUGAAGCAAUUCGACUAUGUCUGAAGCAUUUCCGCCAACACAACUACACCGAAGCUUUUGAGUCUCUUGAAAAACGAACUCGUGUCACAUUGGAAGACCCGAGACUCACCCGGCUGCACAAAAUGCUGGUUGACUGCGGUGACUUUGACGGGUGUGAGCAACUCAUCGCUGAGGCUGCCGAAGAAGGACUCUUCCAGCAGUACAUCAGACAGCAGGAGUACAAACCUCAGUGGACUCCCAUCAUCCCUAACCCUGGAGGGUCCUCGGGUCCCCCUCCUCGGCCAGGCAUGAGAGGUGGCCAUCAGAUGUGCAUUGACACCAACACUCAGACGAUAUAUCUGUUUGGUGGCUGGGAUGGCAUGCAGGACCUGAGUGACUUGUGGUCAUAUCACAUCCCCUCCCAAGAGUGGACCUGCAUCACCCGGGACACUCAUGCAGAGGGAGGUCCCAGUGCUCGUUCUUGCCACAAGAUGUGUCUGGACCCUGAGCGUCGUCAGAUAUUUACCCUAGGUCGCUACCUUGAUUCUGCAUUGCGAAUUCCUGAUAACUUGAAGAGUGACUUCUACAUGUAUGACAUAGAGAACAACAAAUGGACGCAGGUGACGGAGGACACGGCCUCCCUUGGUGGCCCCAAGCUCAUCUUUGAUCAUCAGAUGGUCAUGGACGUCGAGAAGCGCAUAAUCUAUGUCUUCGGGGGACGAGUCUUGACCCCCUCAAGAUGGGAGGGGUGCGUUGGGGGCUUGGGCCUGGAUGAGCUCCGAACUAACAACUACACUCCUAGUGAAGCCAUCUUCUCUGGGCUGUAUGCUUACCACGUUGCCACCAACACCUGGACCAAACUGAGAGAAGACUGCUCGGGAAACUCCACCGGGCCGCAGGACAUCAAGUCUCGGAUAGGCCAUUCUAUGUUAUUUCAUAGUGGAAGCCGGCAGCUCUUCAUUUUAGCUGGACAACGAAUUAAAGAAUACCUCACAGACUUCUUCAUGUACAACAUAGACACUGACACUGUCACCUACAUCAGCGACGGCACCCGAAAAGACUCCUCCUCUGUGCCUGCAGCUGGCUUUACUCAGAAAGCCACUAUAGACCCUCACCUGAAUCAGAUUCAUGUCCUUUCGAUUUCUUUUCAGGGUCUAAGCAAAGACAAGGACAAGAGAGAUGAAAAUGUUCGCAACUCAUUUUGGGUCUAUGAUAUUUCUCAAAAUAAAUGGUCAUGUAUAUACCGCAAUGAGCAAACAGGAGAGUCUUACUGGAGUAAAAUGCAGCAUGUGGAGCCCUGCCCGCGCUUUGCUCAUCAGCUGGUCUAUGAUGACGUCAAAAAGGUCCACUACCUGUUUGGUGGAAACCCAGGCAAAGCCUCCUUGCCCAAGAUGAGGCUGGAUGAUUUUUGGUCUCUGCGACUGUGUCGACCGUCAACCCAGCAAUUGUACCAAACAUGUGUGCUGCUCAUCAGAAAGCACAGGUUUAGCGAAUUGGCUCGAGAAAACUCUGUGAUGGCCCUGAAGUAUCUGCAGACAAGACUCCACAGUGCUGUUGAUCACAGUGAUCCCCAGCAAGUUCAGGAAUUCCAAGCCCUUGCCACAACACUCUUCCAGCCUCAGGAUGAAUCAACCAUUGGGUAUGUUCACUCCCUGUCAGAGGAUGAAGACAGCAGCUCAACAUCAGCCACCACAGACCUUGGAUGGAAGCACACCAGCAGAUCACAGUUAUUUGACCAGUUAACUCAAUUUUUCCCCGAGCACAUGACUCAGCCACGAGGUAAUCUGGUGGACCUCAUACCAUACUGAUGACUUUUCACUGGUUGGUACACUUAGGUUUCUGUUAUUUAUAAUUUGACAUGGUAUUAUUUCCCUUACUCUCCGUAUGAAUUGUAAAAAAAAAAAUCAUUAAAUCUCAUUUCUUAUAUGAUAAUAGCUUUUUAACAAAUUAAUAUAAGACAAUGAAUUCAAAAGAUAAACAUAAUGACAUUAAAAUUUGUUGCCUCUAAGGGAUGUGUAAAAGUUUUGAAAGAAAUUUCAACAAAUUUGUCUUAAAAUAAGAAAAGGAAACUUUUAUCAUUUGUAUCUGUAGAUGUUAUUUCUGAAAUAUUUACUAAAAUAAUUACCAGUCAAAUUUUAGUAUUGCCAUAUACAGUGGAGGUCAGUAUGUUUAUCUGAGGAAUUUACACGUGUUUUAAUUCUUUUAAAACAAAGUCAUUAUUUAUACUUUGAACACUCCUACACAAGCUACAUGCACAUUGUAAACUAUCCUUUCAAAAGCAUUUAUUUGCAUCCCUCUUUCUGAAUACCAUUACACACACCUGCAUAUUUGACAUAUUGUCAAUAAGUUUUACCAAUCUCACUACAAAGUCACAUUAAACAAGCACUCACUAAUCCUUUUAGUGGUGAGAGCAUGAUUCUAGUCUCUUUGUACAGUGCCUUCUCAAACUAAGGCAUGUUAUCUUAUGGUCAAACAGUGCUGUCACAAUUGCAAGUAUCCAGAUGUUUGUAUUAUGUGCUUCACGUAUUACAUUGAAAUUCACUUAAUACAUGCAGAUUGCUCUCUAUAUGCAAGAUACAGUAUGUUCUUUUACACCUAUACUGUCCACCAGAAUUGAACUCUAGAAUUAUGAUUUUUAUAGUUAUUAAGUUUGGCUCAUCUAUGCAUCCCAAGAGUUAUUGUUAUUUAAUGCAGUUUUGAAACCUGUUAAUCAUAAUUCCUACAAACCUCCUCAAGACAUAGGACUUCUGAUACACCUGGUGCUCACAAAAUGCUGUUUUUGACUAAUGGCAUGAGGUCUUUGGAUUCUAAUGGGCUCAUUUAGGCUCCUCCUUUUCCUCUCCUUACUUUGUUGCAUCAAUUGGAAUAAUCAAACUACAUGGUAAGAGGUCAGGCACUCCUUUGGGUCAAGCAACUGCCUAUGACUUACUUUGUGAUGUUUACUCAGUCAUGCUGUGAGGUGCAUGCAUGUGCAGCUGAACACUUCCUUACUUCAAUAACUGCUCCCCAUUUCAUAGGAAUCCAGCUGUCCCCUGGCAUUGCUCUAUCAUGCUCAGAAAUGGGAGUGACUUUGCCUUCCAUUUCUUCAGUUUCUUCCUCAAUGUAGCACGUCCUCUUCUUCCUCCAGCCUCACCAUUACAUGUCCAGUGCCCUUCUGUUCUUUCUUCAGUUGAGAAGUGGUCUGUAGUCCUCUCUUUACUUCUACAUUCAUUAUUCAUAAGUGCCUCCAGUUUUUGGAUUUUGAGGUGAAGCUGGUUCUGAGUAUUCUUUGCUAUAUAGCUGAGUGAUACAACCAUCUAGCUUUUUUUUUAUUGAUGGAGUGGGCCUCCACCUCCUGGUGCAGUGUCUACAAAACUGCAGUGGUCUUGCUGUCCCGCAGUUAAGCUUUAACUAUUGCAGUCAUGCAUUACAAGGCCUCCAGCUUCCUGAAGUGGUCUGUGGUAACUCAUAGUCUGCUUACAGUUCCUCUAUCCUAGGACCCAGCUGAACCACUCUGCCAGCCACCUCUGUCUUCCUUUUCUUCUCUUGUAACCCCUUCUUCCCGUGCUCCUCCACCUCCCUUAGAUUCUUCUCAAGGACUUGAGAUAAGGGACAGGCAUUCUUCCUCUUUGUUUCCCACACUGGAGAAGGCUGUAACCAAAGAAGAGAAAUUAUCUUAAGUUUAUCCCAAGAGGAGGUUAGAUGUUGGUUUUCUUCCUAAUGUCUUAUUCACUUGCAGUAACUCCACAGCAUUACACUAUUGCUUAUCCCGGUAGUGAGCUGUGUGGUCUGUUUUGAGCCCUUGAAUGAUAAUCAGGGACAGAUUAUGCACUGGGAGGGUGUUUCAAAAGAUGAGAUACUUUUCAUCAUUCAAAGUGUGUGUAAGAGGAAGAGGAAACAUUUUGGGGUAUUUAUGAGCCUCAAGAAGGCACACGAAAGCAAAGUUAACUGGAGGUAUUACAGUAUCUACUGUUAUGGAUGGCAUGGAGAGAGAGCUUUUAUGGGCAGUAAAAUAUUUUAGAAUGAAUUCAUUGGAGAGCCACUAUGUGUGCUUUCUUCAUUUGUAUAUAUUUAUAUAAUGAUAUGGAAUUUGGAAAUAAAUAUGAAGGAAUAGUGUAGAGUGAAAGGUAGGACAUAAUGUAUAUGCAGAUGGUACAGGUGUACCUGAAUAUGAAGAGGACCUUAGAUAGACAUGGAGGAAUAUGCACAGAUGUCUCUGAAUGCAGGGAUGAGUUGAUGAAUGGAAAAAUAUAGACGUGAUAAAAUAGGAAUGAAAUACGAGGUUAUCUUGAUAACAGAGAAGUCCUUGAGGUAGAGAAGUAGCUUCAGUUGGUGCUACAAUUGAAAAGCCAGGUAUUGGAUUGAGGGGGAGACAAAGUAGGACAAAGGAGAACAGUGGUUAUAGUUAUAUUAGUCCUCAUAUAAAUAAGAAUGUUAGGUGUGAAAGCACAAGAGGUCUCCAUGAGAUCUUGGUGCUAACCCUAUUAUGUGGAGGUUGGUGUGACAAACUGGAUGUAAAUAUGCAUUGGAACAUCUUUGAAGUGUACUGUUCAAACAUGAUAAGCGAGACAUGAAAUAUGUCUGUGUGGCAGCUUUGAUAUGGUUAUAUUGAGAGGAUAUAGAGGAGCAGACUUUUAAAAAGACCCGGCUUCUCUGUAACAAAUGUGAAUAACAAAUGGAGGCACUUUUAACUAAGGAGUUGGCUUAUAAUACAGAGUGGGUGAGCCUUGGUUGUUCUGUUUUAAUCUGCAAGUCACUGGUUGUAAGAGGCUACAAUGAACUGAGGGACAUAUUAUGUCAGGGACAGUAUUGGGGUCAUAGCCAUUAAGAAAAUUGAUGGGAUUUCAUGCUUAUUCCAAGCAUAAAAAAGCCACACAAUGAAGUCAUUUUUAUGAGGAGGGUUGCAUGUCGGCAUGCAUCAAGGGUGUCACACUGGCAUGCAAUGCUUAAAAGUUCAUAGAAAACAGCUGCUCUACCAGCAACAAUCCUCAUUUCUGCUCCAUGCCAAGUUGACUGAUAACAAAGGUGCACAGAUUUUUUUUAUUUUAAGUGAACACAUUGUAUCAAGUAUAUACCAUGCAUGGGCACUUGUACCUCACUUGUUUCUGGCUUACUUUUUAGAAUUUAAAAUAAAUUAUUUUCAGGUAACCACCUGAUUCCUUUGUAUUUCUUUAGGAAUAUUUUAAUAGAUAUGAAUUAGUAGGAUCGUUUUUUAGCUAAUUGUGCAUCAUUCCUUUGUUUGGGAAAAUUUAAACAGCAGCAAUGAUUCAGAUUAUAUCUGAAAAUUCCUUGUUGUUCAUCAGAGUUAAGUAGCCAAGGUAACCAUCAUUUAAGAUGUUUCUCUUUUACUUACAAAAAUAGCAAAUGAUUGUUUUUUCCUUUUUCUUUUGCUAGGCUUAGAAUGAAAAAGUUGUAGAAAUAUAUUUUGAGAGGUCUUCUCUGUUUCAUUGGCACAAAAACUAUCAACUAAUUUUCUCUUGUUUUCACCUGGCUGAGCAUGAUUAACGUUCUCUAUUUUUUAAUUUCUUGUCUUGACUGAAAUAUUUCAUAAAUAAAAACAUUGAAUAUCAAUUUGAAAUAGUCUCUCUUUAGGGUUUUUAACAACACAAUUGACCAUGAGAAACAGUACAAUAUAAGUUAUGAGUAUAGUUAAUUUAAAUGUAAGCAACAAAAUAUAUUUUUGCAAUUGAUUUAUGUUACUAUUACUGUAUAAAAAGAAACUGUGGGUGGGAUGGAAAUUAAAUUCAAUAGUUUGAGAAGACACUACAUAUCGAGUUGUUUGUUUAGUUUGAACAAAGUCGAUGGAACCUUUUAAAAAAUACUAGUAAAACAGUUUACAUACUAAAAUAAUUUUCAAAGGGAGAGGCAUGCAGACAUAUGUACUCAAACUGUCAGCUAUACAUCAAUAGAUCUUUUUUUAUUAGAAUUAUGAUAUUUUUUCGCAUUGAAGUCUUUUGUAUACUGGUAAAUGCGUAAAGCAUUCUGGCUGUGACAUUAGGGGAAGGAAAUUUAUUUUCUUAUUUGCAUGCGACAUAGCUGUUGAUAUAUUGGUGGGAUACAGAAACCAUGGAACUGAUGUUGGGAAAAUCUCUAAUCAUACAAUGUAGGGGAAUGUCAUUCACUAUGCAUAUACUUUUUUUUUUUCUGUUGAUGAAUGUCAUCGAUGCUAUCCCUACAAAAAAAAUUAUGAUAAUCAUAAAUUGAUGUAAAUUUUUAAUAUGAAUUGAUUGAAAUAAAGGUUCUUUACUUUGUUCAUGAGUUAUUCUGUUGAGUAUCUUCUCUUCAAAAAUAUCUAUCUAUUAAUCAAAGCAUUCAGAUGUAAGCUGCAGGGUAUUCUUUUUUGUAAAUAUUGAGAUCUUGGAGAUGGUUUCCUAACUUAUUUCCUUUUCAGAAUGUCUCUGAUCAAUACCUCUGCUUUUCCUCAGUAUCAGUGAUACCUUAGCUACCUGUAAUAGUCAUGUAUACAUAAUUAUGUUGCUUUUAUAAGAAAUAUGAAGACCAGAUAUCAUUUCUUUGAAAAUGGCUGGUCUACUUAAUUUCAUAAAUUUUAUGAUAAA